Messenger RNA from Prunus persica (peach), 3466 nucleotides. Its product is annotated as pentatricopeptide repeat-containing protein At1g71490. Bases 676 to 2856 code for a protein of 726 amino acids. Gene Ontology annotation, biological process: RNA modification. The record is from RefSeq and is a predicted model, not a curated record. Gene Ontology annotation, molecular function: RNA binding; protein binding. The transcript has 2 exons. Lineage: Eukaryota; Viridiplantae; Streptophyta; Magnoliopsida; Rosales; Rosaceae.
UCAUACGACUCUCCCUCUUUUGGCGGGUUGUCACUCCCGUCUGUUCUCUUCCUCUGUUAGAACUCCAUGGUGCCCUACCAGCACUGACGCCAAUCCCCAUCAUUGAGCCGACCUACUUCCUCUUCCCCUGUCUAUUUCUCCCAAAACACCCAACCUCGUCCCUGUCUCUGUUUCACCCAAAACGCCCAGUCUGCUUCUGUUUCGCCCAAAAUCGCACAAAACCUCCUGUAAUCAGAGCUGCAUCGCGACCCAAUUCUCUAAGUUUUCUGAUUCCCUCCAUCGAGACCAUCGCAGGGAUAGAUUGGGGCAGCUUUUGGAUUCUAGCUGCAUACAACUUAUUUAGCUGUUACUUGGAUCGGUUUCUUCAAAGAUAACCAUAGAUGUAAGCCCAAAACAUCGGUCAAGGGGACAAGAGGGUCAGUUUAACUUGUGGGGUAUCAUGUGGGAUUUGAUUAUACUGUCGGGGUUAGGUUUUGUUCAAACCAACACUGUUGUCUUAAGUUUGGGCUUGUGCUAUACUACUCGCUUGUUUUCCCCAAAUUACUAAAUGAACCUCUUUGAAAUUUGAAGAGGCAUUAAUCCAUAUUCCGGAGGAACAUGCUGCAAAUUUGGGCAAAGCAUUCGAUCAGUUCUUGCCUACCAUGAUAUUACAUACAGCAGAUACUUCUCCAGUGUAUGCCAUCGUCGUUUUCUCGUUUCAUCCCAAGGGGCCUUUCUCUAUCCCAAAUCCAACGCUUCAUACCUAAAAGCUGGAAACGAGGUACCACCCAAUUUGAGAAACCAUCAGCACCGUCUAUUUUCGAAACAGGUUCAGCAGUUGAUGAUUCUAUGAUAGAUUUUCUUCUUAUAUCCAUUAAGAACUAUGCAAGCGAGGGUAAUUUAUCAAAAGCAUUCAAAGCUUUCUCUCUUCUCAAGCUCCAUGGCUCUUCUGCCACUUCUUGUGACCUUAUCUUGCAUCCCAUCUCUUCUCUUCUCUUGUCUUGCGCCAACCAUAAAUCUUUCCCACAGGGUGAACAGCUUCAUGCACAUAUUGUCAGAUUGGGUUUUGAGCGACACCCCAUUUUGGUUUCCAAGCUGGUUACUCUUUACUCAAGCUUUAAUCUCCAUGUUGAUGCUCAUAUUGUCAUUGAGAAUUCAAAUAUAUUGCAUCCUCUUCCUUGGAAUGUGCUCAUCUCUUCAUAUGUUAAAAAUGAACUUUUGGAUGAGGCUCUCUCUACGUAUAAACAAAUGGUCAAUAAGGGGGUUAGACCAGAUAGUUUCACUUACCCGUCUGUUCUCAAGGCAUGUGGUGAAAAAUUGGAUAUAGGGUUUGGGAGGGAGGUGCAUAAGUCAAUCAAUGCUAGUUGUCAGGAUUGGAAUUUAUUUGUGCAUAAUUCAUUGGUCUCCAUGUAUGGGAGAUUUGGGCUUGUGGAUGUUGCUCGUCACUUGUUUGACAAAAUGCCCACAAGGGAUGAGAUCUCUUGGAAUGCAAUGAUAUCUGGUUAUGCCUCCAAGGGCAUGUGGACGGAAGCAUUUGAGCUGUUUGGAAGCAUGCGGAUGGAGGGUCUUGGAGUUGAUAUCUUAACUUGGAAUACCAUAGCUGGAGGAUGCUUGAGGACAGGCAAUUUCAAGGGUGCACUUGAGUUGCUUUCUCAAAUGAGAAUCUGUGGUAUUUUAUUGGACUCGGUAGCAUUGAUUAUUGGUUUGAGUGCUUGUUCCCACAUUGGAGUCAUUAAGUUAGGGAAGGAGAUUCAUGGUUCUGCAAUUCGUAGUUGUUGGGAUGGCUAUGAUAAUGUUAAACAUGCAUUAAUUACAAUGUAUUCCAGGUGCAAAGACCUUAGGCAAGCCUAUGCUUUGUUUCAAUUGAUAGAAGAUAGAAGUAUAAUUACUUGGAACUCCAUGCUUUCUGGUUAUUCCCGCAUGGACCGAGCUGAGGAAGCUUCAUUCUUAUUUAGGGAGAUGUUGUGUUCUGGAAUUGAACCUAAUUACAUUACAAUUGCCAGCAUCCUUCCCCUCUGUGCUCGGGUAGCGAAUCUUCAACAUGGGAAGGAGUUCCACUGCUACAUCACAAAACGUGUAGUGUUUGAUGAUUAUUUACUUCUGUGGAAUGCUCUUGUGGACAUGUAUGCCAGAUCAGGCAAAAUUUUAGAAGCUAAACGAGUAUUUGAUUCAAUGUCUAAGCGAGAUGAAGUAACUUAUACUUCAAUGAUUGCAGGAUAUGGAGUCCAGGGUGAGGGAAAAGCUGCAUUGAAGUUAUUUGAAGAGAUGAACAUGUUACACAUCAAACCUGAUCAUGUAACCAUGGUUUCAAUUUUAUCAGCUUGUAGCCAUUCUCGUCUUGUAAUCCAAGGCCAAAUGCUUUUUGAAAAGAUGAUGAGUGUGUAUGGUAUAACUCCCCGUUUGGAGCACUAUGCUUGCAUGGUUGAUCUUUACGGGAGGGCUGGUCUAUUAAACAAAGCAAAGGAGAUUAUCACAAGGAUGCCUUACAGCCCAACUUCUGCAAUGUGGGCUACUCUUCUUGGAGCUUGUCGGAUCCAUGGAAAUAUAGAUAUAGGGGAAUGGGCAGCCGAGAAGCUGUUGGAAAUGAGACCUGAAAAUUCUGGUUACUACGUGUUAAUUGCUAACAUGUAUGCUGCUGCUGGUUGUUGGAACAAGCUAGCGAGAGUGAGGACUUUCAUGAGGGACUUGGGUGUGAGGAAGGCUCCUGGCUGUGCUUGGGUUGAUGUGGGCGAUGGAUUCUCCCUGUUUUUGGUGGGGAACACAACAAAUGAGCUGAGAAAUGACAUUUACCUUCUGUUGGAUGGAUUAACUGAGCUAAUGAAAGAUGCUGAUCCUGUUGUCAAUGAGGAUUUUAGUUCAGGUUAUGAUGUUGUUUGAGUAGUAGUAUGGAAAAAGGGAACUAAUUAUACUAAACAAAAGGAUUGCUAACAUAUCUCAUCUGAAUUGAUUUUGGUUCUUUUAUAUAGGCCAUCAAACAAAAAGUUUCUAUGCGUUGCAAAUUUCCCCUAUCAAAUCUCAUCUCCCCUCGCAUUCAAGUAAUUGAAGCACCAACCAACCUGCUAUAAGAUGUGUCAUUAUAACGUUCUAGAGGGAAAUUGCAAUGAGACUGGUUGCGCAGCCUGGUGACAAGCUCUAUUCUCGUCUUGACUCUUACUGUCAAAAGAAGAAAAAAAAACCGUGCUGUAUAAAUCUUGACAAAAAAAAAAUUGGUGUCGUUUGAAUUUCAAUUUUCAUUUAAAUUAUCAAAGAAUUAAAAUUUUUUUUAAAAAAAGUUUGAUCCAUUGUUAUCUGAUGGAGCACCAAACACAGAAUAACUUAAUCAAACUAUUUAUUUGGAAUAGUACCCACCGCCUUAAAUUAGUUCGCACACUCCAGAAUAAAUUAAUAAUAUUCGACAUAAAUUAGUUAGUACAGUACAACGUAACAAACGAGUCCUUAGGCACAUAAAGAAAUACAAAAUAAAAAUAAAAUAAAAUAAAACAACUCU